Molecule: messenger RNA, 2046 nt
Organism: Cladophialophora yegresii CBS 114405
Lineage: Eukaryota; Fungi; Ascomycota; Eurotiomycetes; Chaetothyriales; Herpotrichiellaceae
Product: CAMK protein kinase
Exons: 2
Coding region: 1-2046 (681 amino acids)
Biological process (GO): intracellular signal transduction; protein phosphorylation
Cellular component (GO): cytoplasm
Molecular function (GO): protein serine/threonine kinase activity; ATP binding
Source: RefSeq, a predicted model, not a curated record
AUGACAAACUCCCAGGCAGCUCCCUCGACGUCCAGCCGUGACCCGAAUUUGCGGCUUCAAGAACAAGGACAAGAUGGAUCUGCUACGAAGCGGCAUUUCCCUUCCUUUGGAUUCCCCGAGCGACCCGACGAGCGCAUCCUCCUAACACCCCCACUUCCUAUGUCUGGAGUCAAUCCUCUGGAGGAAGCGUUGUAUAAAAACUACAAUCAGCAGGCGUUCGCGCAGAAUGCGCAACUCAACGUCUCCCAGCGGGACUCGCUGCGGAUACACCAAGACGCAGCGCAUUUGAUCAGUGGGCUACACAUACGAACGGACAUGCAGGCGCCGCGACGGACCAAUUCGAGCCAGUCCCUGGAGUCGGAGUCGAGGCUGCGAUCGAGUACUUCUGCCGCGAGUCUUCCACGUCGAGUACCCAGCGUUCGAGCAAAUCUACACUCGGUGGCCGGCUCUGUCUCUCCCGGUAGCUACAUCUCUUCACCACAAAUCGCGGCUAUGCUCGAUAUCACCCCUCUACCGUCGCCGACCAUGGCAGCCUUCGAAUCAUGGAGGGCGCUCAGUCUCGCCAGGUCAAGAUCUCGUGGCUCGUCUCUGGGCUCUAUAAAAGGCGACGCAUUACCACCGGGCGUCUUAUCCUCUCCUACGUCUCCAAGACGCAAAGGCUAUCCUGGCCUGCAACAGUCUCGCUCAUCCUCCAGAUCAGGAACUACAGAGAACCAUGGUCUAUCCGCCGAUCACACACGUACUAGGAGUAUCAGUGAUUACGUACCAGAGCCCCUGGCUGUGCCGAGGCCACGCCACAUAACCGUGUCCAGCUCGGGUUCGCCACUGGAGACCACCGAAUCGCCAACGGCCUUGCACCGUGAAGAGUACCUGGGUGCACAAAGACGAGGAAGCAAAUCAGGUGCCCGUCCGGUCACACCACCGCAACCUGCACCAGUAAUCGAACGGACGCAUGAGGAUGAACCAGCUGCUAAGCGACCAAAAUUGGAAGUCUUCAAGGCACGAAGUAUCUCGAAGGGUGAACUUCGAUGCUAUGAGGCGAUCCGGGAGCUUGGCCAGGGCACGUUCAGCAGAGUCUAUCUCGCUGUGCGACAAGUAGACAACCAUCAGAAAGAUAACUUCGACUACCUGCAGGACAGCGUCAACAUGGCCGGCGUUCGAGCACGUCUGAGAAGACUAGUCGCGGUCAAAGUUGUAGAACACGGCCCUGCUGGGGGCGCUGAUGCCGAGAGGAUUGAAGUCUCCCUGAAAAGGGAAGUCGAUUUGCUGAAAGUGAUCCAACACCCCUCCCUCGUGCAUUUGAAGGCAUUCGGGAACGACGAUGCAAAUCGUGCGCUGCUGGUCAUGAACUACUGUCCCGGGGGGGAUUUAUUCGAAGUCGCAACGAAAUAUCGUGACAUAUUGACCCCGACACUCGUGCGAAGGAUAUUUUCUGAGCUCGUCUCCGCUGUUCGGUACCUCCAUCAGAAAUACAUUGUCCAUAGAGACAUCAAACUCGAGAACGUAUUGCUCAACAUCCCCGUCCGCGUCCACCCUGAUGUCUCCAACUGGCAAACACUCGACCGUGCAGUGGUGACUCUCACCGACCUCGGCCUCUCUCGGCGCAUUCCCGAGCCGCCCGAGUCGCCACUCCUCACCACCCGCUGCGGAAGCGAGGAUUAUGCUGCCCCGGAGAUCCUUAUGGGACAGCCGUACGACGGACGGCAGACUGAUGCCUGGGCGUUAGGUGUGCUACUGUAUGCUCUCAUGGAGGGACGACUGCCAUUCGACCCGCUACCUGGCGCGCGAGGGGAUCCAGCGAUCUUGAGAGCGCGGACACCGCAUCGCAUCGCACGGUGUGAGUGGGCCUGGGUCAAGUUUGGGGAUGAAGACGGAGAGUGGGAUCAUGUCAAAGGAGCGGAGUUUGAAGGUGCAAAUGUCUGUGUAGACGGACUUCUGAAGCGCAAUACACGGAGGAAACCGCUUCAGGAGGUAAGAGAACAUCCCUGGGUGAAGGACGGCAUACAGGUGGACGGCGGCCUUAGGUGGGUUGAGGAGGAGUUGUAA